Molecule: messenger RNA, 1092 nt
Organism: Exophiala aquamarina CBS 119918
Lineage: Eukaryota; Fungi; Ascomycota; Eurotiomycetes; Chaetothyriales; Herpotrichiellaceae
Exons: 2
Coding region: 1-1092 (363 amino acids)
Cellular component (GO): endoplasmic reticulum
Molecular function (GO): misfolded protein binding; protein-folding chaperone binding
Source: RefSeq, a predicted model, not a curated record
AUGGCCGACGGGUUUGCCACCCAAGCGUUCUCCCUCGUCGGAUGGGCAUUUCUUCCCAACUAUGCAAGUGCCAUUCUCCAGUCGUUCUACUAUCGCCUCACCAUCCGAGCCGGGCAACGACGCCCCCAGCCUGGCGAGCCUCUCUAUGCCUACCACAAUCGACGAAUACGCACUCUCGUGCUGAGCCUGUAUUUAAUCUACACUCUCACACAGGCUCUUUAUGACAUCAAGCUAUCAGCAGAUUUCUAUACGAUCCUCGGGGUGACACCGUGGUCAACAGACAGAGAGGUUCGGAGUCGUUUCCGGCGACUGGCUGCAAAAUACCAUCCGGACAAGUUGCAUGAAAACGGCCAGUCAUUCCCUGGAGCCGACGCGGUGUUCAUGCAGUUCAAGCUGGCACAUGAUACAAUUCUGGAUCCCAUUAAACGCUUUGCCUAUGAUCGAUUCGGACCAACGAUCGUGCAGGUGCAACAUCCUGGACUGAGAACUGUUCGAGAUUAUGUCUAUAUUGGUCUCCGCUCUAAGAUUCCAGAAUAUGUGGUUAGUGCCACGUCGCUGUUUGUAUUGAACUACUUCUGGUUGCCCAAAUGGGGCCAGCUUUGGAGGUAUUUCGCUGUGGCAUGCAUGGCAUUCCUAGAGUUAUAUUUCCUGACUCAUUCGUGGGAGCCUCCAAGAUUAGUCUUGCUUUGGGCAUCGUUGGCUAGGAAGUGUUUCCCACAAUUAUUUCCACCACAUCUGCUGCCGUUUCAGAUACUAGAAUUGGCACGGCGACUUUCAAUGUCCCUCAAUAUAUUUAUCUCGCAGCUCGCACCUCCAUCAGCACGGGAUCAAGCAGCCAAAGACCUACAAAUGCAGCAGCAGGUGGCCCACCUUGCACAAGUGGCAAGUCGGCUGGAUACCGAGUCAGGGUCCCUACUGCAACUGGGUCUGAGCCCAUUCCAGGGUCAUCAGGAGAAAACCGAGAUCCUAAAAUCGGGGAUGAAGGAUUCACUGCUCACGGGCGCAUUACGGAAGAAUCCUGAAGUCAGGGAGGCAGUGCGCAGGGCUUUAGCUCGACGAAGAGGUGGCAUCACGGAGCAGCAACCCGAAUGA